AUGCUGGAGAGUCAAUCCAGAAUUGUCAUCAGCGGUGGCGGUCAAGGCAUCGGACGAGCGAUAGCCCGUCACUUUGCAUCUCGCGGUCACAAGAUCUUCAUUCUCGACAUCAACGAAGAAGGGAUCCGACACACAGCCGAGGUGCAUCUGAAAGAGCACUCGGACCGGAUUGGAUGGUCGAAAUGCAAUCUGCGAAGCGUCGACGAAAUCCGCUCGACCAUCGAGAAGGCGGCCAAAUUUCUCGACAACCGGAUCGACUUCCUCAUCAACAAUGCUGGAAUCUCCUACCCCUACUGGCCCGACGGGAAGACCAUGGCGGAUCCUUCGGUGCUGGAACAAUGGCAGGCAUACGUUGAGACCAACCUGACGGGUCCCUUCGUCAUGUCCCAGGCCUGCAUUCCUUACAUGAAAGUCGAACAAAAGCAAGACAAACAGAAACUUCCCGACUCGAACGUUGGGACGGCAGGACCGUGCAUCAUCCAUGUUAGCAGCUUUCGGGCGAUGAUAUCGGAUCCCAACCAAGAAGGUUACGCUUCGACCAAAGCUGCCUUGCUAGGCCUUACUCAGAGCAUGGCAGUCUCUAUGCAGUCAUUCGGUAUUCGUGUGAACAUGGUCUCUCCAGGACGCAUCAAGGUGACCCACGAGAAUGAAGCAGCCGACAAAAAUGGUGAAGAAUGGGAACUUGAGGAAGACGACGUAUCCACCCAUCCCACCAACCGAGCCGGAAUGCCAGAAGAUAUCACUGAAGCAUGUGAAUAUCUCCUUGGUGCGGGUUUUGUGACCGGCCAGAACCUCAUCGUUGACGGCGGCGUCUCCAAGGUCAAGGGCAAGGCUUAG
Messenger RNA from Exophiala xenobiotica, 837 nucleotides. RefSeq lists its product as uncharacterized. Bases 1 to 837 code for a protein of 278 amino acids. Lineage: Eukaryota; Fungi; Ascomycota; Eurotiomycetes; Chaetothyriales; Herpotrichiellaceae. Gene Ontology annotation, molecular function: oxidoreductase activity, acting on the CH-OH group of donors, NAD or NADP as acceptor. The record is from RefSeq and is a predicted model, not a curated record. The transcript has 3 exons.